AUGUACAAGGAAGAGGAUUUUGUUACCCGUGUCAAUGAGAUAACAUCAGGCAAGGGAGUUGAUGUUGUCUAUGAUUCCAUUGGAAAAGACACCUUUCAGGGUUCUUUGGCAUGCUUAAAAAUCCGCGGAUACAUGGUAAGUUUGGGGCAGUCCUCCGGUACACCAGACACACUGCCAUUGUCGGCACUUGCAGCAAAAUCGCUGUUCUUGUCAAGGCCCCACCUCAUGCACUACAAUCUAACACGGGAAGAGCUGCUUGAAACUGCUGGAGAGCUAUUUGCUUGCAUCACAUCAGCGGUCUUACGGAUCCGUGUAAAUCGUACCUACCCCUUAUCUCAAGCUGCACAGGCACAUGCUGAUCUUGAGGAUCGGAAAACAUCGGGAUCUGUUGUCCUGAUACCAGAUGGUGUUGACCAGUAA
Messenger RNA from Ilex paraguariensis (yerba mate), 420 nucleotides. The record is from the annotation of a GenBank genome assembly. Lineage: Eukaryota; Viridiplantae; Streptophyta; Magnoliopsida; Aquifoliales; Aquifoliaceae.